UUUUGGCUGCUUCCCGGGAAGCCGUUGGUCGCGCUUGCGUAGUGAACCGCUGAGGCUGUGGUGAGCGCUCCUUCUCCGCGCAACUCGCGGCUUCGGCACCGCCUUCUUUCCUAUGAAUCCUUAAUUUAACGUGGUCAUAGUCAGCUUAAGACCGGCACCUCUCGGGCUCCGUCUUGUAGGACCUCGGCCUGGCCUCGAGGGCUUCCAUACAGUAACCAGACCACAACACUGAACUUGGAGCACCAAGAACAGGUCAGGCCCGUCGGCAGGAGCCCCACCCUGUUUGGCCAGGAUGCCUUUGGGACGCUUGGCAGGGAGUGCCCGCUCCGAGGAGGGAAGCGAGGCCUUUCUGGAGGGAAUGGAAUCACCCGCUGAUUGAAAACUACUGGGCCUUUGGAGAUGGGGAGCAUAUGGGCAAGACUGGAGAGGUGGGUAAAGUCAGGUCACUUGGGGUCUCGGAUCCCAGGCUGAGGUGCUGAGACUUUGUCCUGCAGGUACUGGGGCAUCAUGGGAGGCCUAUGAGGGGUAGGGUCUGCUGUGGGUGGGGUAGGGUUGGCUGUGGGUGUAGAGAGACCCUCUGGGACUGUGUGGGAAGGCUGGAAGUUGAGAGAAAGGUUGGGGUGAUGGUCCAGGUAGGAAAGGAUGAGGCUGAGCCCAGGGGAUGGGUUGAGAGAGGGAGGAGGCAAGAGGAUGGGGCUGAGGGCUGCUGAUGGUGCGGCAGAAAAGGAGGGAGGGAGCAAGAGCCUUCCCAAUUCCAGGUGGUGUGCCCAGGUCCCAGAAGACCCAGAGGCCUUCCAGAAGUGCCCUCUGGUGGGAUGGGAGUGGGUUUUAGGGGAAAAAACCCUGAGUUCAGUUUUGGGUAUGAAGGGAUGAGGAAGCUCGAGGGAUCCCGGAACUGAGGUGCAUUCCUAGAGGGGUGUUGGAGGCUGGAUCUGCAGUUCAGUUGCAGUUUGUGAGACCCCAAAGGGAGCAGAAUUCCUAGGUCCUGGGUUAGGAGGAGCUGGUGGCCAGGAUCCCUGCUGAGUCCCUUGGCUGGCCCUGUUCUCAGUGGAUUGGGAGCUGAGUAGGCUGCAGCGACAAUGCAAAGUGAUGGAAGGGGAGAGGCGGGCCUACAGCAAGGAAGUCCACCAGCGCAUCAACAAGCAACUUGAGGAGAUCCGGCGCUUGGAGGAGGUACGGGGUGAUCUCCAGGUGCAGAUCAGUGCAGCCCAGAACCAGGUCAAGCGGCUUCGGGACAGUGAGCGGCUGGAGAACAUGGACCGCCUGCUGCAGGGCCGGGCCCAGGUGCAGGCGGAGAUCGAGGAGCUGCAGGAGCAGACCAGGGCCCUGGACAAGCAGAUCCAGGAGUGGGAGACGAGGAUCUUUACCCACAGUAAGAAUGUCAGGUCCCCGGGAUUCAUCCUGGAUCAGAAGGUCAAGAUCGGGCGAAGGAUCAGGAUCCUAGAAAACCAGUUGGACAGGGUCACCUGUCACUUUGACAACCAGCUGGUGCGGAAUGCGGCCCUGCGGGAGGAGCUGGAUCUGCUGCGGAUUGACAGGAACCGCUAUCUGAACGUGGACCGCAAGCUGAAGAAGGAGAUCCACCACCUGCAGCACCUGGUCAGCACCCUUAUCCUCUCCUCCACCUCUGCCUACGCCGUCAGGGAGGAGGCGAAGGCCAAGAUGGGCUUGCUGCGGGAGCGCGCGGAGAAGGAGGAGGCCCAGAGCGAGAUGGAGGCGCAGGUCCUGCAGCGGCAGAUCUCGCACCUGGAGCAGCUGCACCACUUCCUCAAGCUCAAGAACAACGACCGGCAGCCGGAUCCCGAUGUCCUGGAGAAGCGUGAAAAGCAGGCCGGGGAGGUGGCCGAGGGCGUCUGGAAGACCUCCCAGGAGAGGCUGGUGCUUUGCUACGAGGACGCCCUGAAUAAACUGUCCCAGCUGAUGGGGGAGAGUGACCCUGACCUGUUGGUGCAGAAGUAUCUGGAGAUCGAGGAGCGCAACUUUGCUGAGUUCAACUUCAUCAACGAGCAGAACUUGGAGCUGGAGCAUGUGCAGGAAGAGAUCAAGGAGAUGCAGGAGGCUUUGGUGAGCGCACGUGCCAGCAAGGAUGACCAGCAUUUGCUGCAGGAGCAGCAGCAGAAGGUGUUGCAGCAGCGCGUGGACAAGGUGCACUCGGAGGCUGAGCGCCUUGAGGCCCGCUUCCAGGAUGUGCGGGGACAGCUGGAGAAGCUCAAGGCUGAUAUCCAGCUCCUCUUCACCAAGGCCCAUUGCGACAGCAGCAUGAUCGAUGACCUCCUUGGGGUCAAGACCAGCAUGGGAGACCGGGACAUGGGCCUCUUCAUGAGCCUCAUUGAGAAGCGGCUGGUGGAGCUCCUGACAGUGCAGGCCUUCCUACAUGCCCAGAGCUUCACCUCCCUGGCCGACGCUGCCCUCCUAGUGCUGGGCCAGAGCCUGGAGGACCUUCCGAAGAAGAUGGCCCCACUUCAGCCCCCUGACACUCUAGAAGACCCCCCGGGUUUUGAGGCCAGCGAUGACUACCCCAUGAGCAGGGAGGAGCUGCUGAGCCAAGUGGAGAAGCUGGUGGAGCUCCAGGAGCAGGCGGAGGCGCAGCGCCAGAAGGACCUGGCCGCCGCCGCCGCGAAGCUGGACGGCACCCUGAGCGUGGACCUGGCCAGCACCCAGAGGGCCGGCUCCAGUACCGUCCUGGUGCCCACCAGGCACCCCCAUGCCAUCCCCGGGUCCAUUUUGAGCCACAAGACUAGCAGAGACCGUGGCUCUCUUGGCCGCGUCACUUUUGGCGGCCUCAGCUCCAGCACUGGGCAUUUGCCCAGCCACAUCACGCACGGUGACCCCAACACUGGCCACGUGACCUUCGGCUCCACCAGUGCCUCGAGUGGGGGCCACGUGACCUUCAGACCCGUCAGCGCCAGCAGCUACCUGGGCUCCACUGGAUACGUGGGGUCCAGCAGGGGCGGAGAAAACACAGAGGGUGGUGUGGAGAGCGGAGGCACAGCGUCGGAUUCGAGCGGAGGCCUCGGGUCCAGCAGAGACCACGUCUCCAGCACCGGCCCUGCCUCCAGCACUGGCCCGGGCUCCUCCACCAGCAAAGACUCCCGGGGCUAACACGAGGGGCACGCAGCCCCCACCCUGCCCUGGCUCUCUGUGGGGUCUUUUUUUGUGUCUCUACUUCCCCUGUUUGCCUUGUGGGUCUCUGUCUUUUUCUCCCAGUGGCAGGCCUCUGUCUUUUUGCCCCUUCAACUGUUUUCAUCUGCCCUUCAUCACCGCCUCACCUAUGUCUCCCGGUUCCUUUCUCUCUGCUCCUGACCCUGCUUUUCCCUCUGACUCCUGAUCUCCUGUUCUCUGGGCUUCCUGGUCAGUGUCUGUCCGUCUUGUCUCCAUAUCUGCCCCUUCACUGUCUGCUGAGCCCUGGCCCCCUGUGGAUCCCCCACCUCCUGUUUCCGGCUCACUCUCCUCAUCUCCAUCUCCCAGGCUCUCCACGCAUCUUGUGUCCCUGUCUCUGUAGCUCCUUACUCCCCAAGAGCCCCCCAGUGCUGACAGGUGUGGGAAAAGUCAGGGCGAAGACGCCAGGUUCAGCAUGGGAAAAUGGGACUGUGGAAAUAAAGUAUAUGUGUGGAGA
Pan troglodytes (chimpanzee) is the source of this 3616-nucleotide messenger RNA. RefSeq names its product outer dynein arm docking complex subunit 1 (gene ODAD1). Gene Ontology annotation, cellular component: axoneme. The coding region runs from base 1090 to 3102 and encodes 670 amino acids. Gene Ontology annotation, biological process: outer dynein arm assembly; cilium movement. The record is from RefSeq and is a predicted model, not a curated record. The transcript has 16 exons. NCBI's taxonomy places the organism in Eukaryota, Metazoa, Chordata, Mammalia, Primates, Hominidae.